Molecule: messenger RNA, 2001 nt
Organism: Parnassius mnemosyne (clouded apollo)
Lineage: Eukaryota; Metazoa; Arthropoda; Insecta; Lepidoptera; Papilionidae
Source: the annotation of a GenBank genome assembly
AUGACAAAAACAUUCCAAAAGUGUAGGCUUUGCUUAAAACUAGGAGAAUUCUGUUCAAUUUUUGAAGAUGAUGGUGCUAUCAAGUUAUCAGAUAUGGUUAUGGCUUUUGCUAAUGUUCAAAUUCAUGAAGGUGACGGUCUUUCAGACCGUGUAUGUACAACUUGUGUGGAAAACUUAAGUUCCGCUUAUUUAUUUAAACUGCAAUGUGAAAGGACUAAUACUUUACUUCAUAAAUGUCCAGAAGAAGAGAUAGACAAGCCAUCCACUGCACACUUCAAUGGGUUUUAUAGUCAAGACUUUCAUUUACAUUCCGAAAAUAGUUCAGCAGAAGGUGAAAAUGAUCAAAAUAUUAUCAGAGACUGUCACAGAGAAUCCCACUUAAAAACCAUUGACGAAAUAAGUGAUGAAACUGACAGUGAUGUAGAUUCUGUUAAGUGUGUGUAUUGUAGCCAAUCAUACAACAACUUUGGAGCACACACUUGCAAUGUUACUUGUACUAUUGAACGUAACGAGAUGCAGAAUUCUAGUACUGGUUCUGGAAUUGGCUCGGGUAGUGAUGAGACGCUAGUUGCUACAGAUACUACGCCACCAACAACACCCGGUAAAUCUAGUUUGCAAUCUGAUAACCAACCAUCACACAUUCGGGUGCCUUGUGUACUUUGUGAAGAAAAAUAUGACAAUUAUGAUGACUAUGUUAUUCAUUUGAACAAAUGUACUACUAAUGUAAAAUUACAACAUUUUGUAUGUCCUUUGUGCCAUGAAAUUUAUACAGAGAAAUUAAUUUAUUUAGAACAUUUAAAAGAUGCUCAUUUCAAGGUAGUAAGGUCACCAUUUGAUAGAGGAGAGGAUUGUGUAGAUUUCGCUCCAACAAUAGAAAAAACGAGGAAACCAAAACUCGUGCGACGUCAAAUUGGUUGGUCUGUUGAAGACAUAUACCAGGAGAUUGAAUGCCGAAAAGUUGAGGACAAAGAAACAUCAAAAUCAAGUCCAUUUAAAUCGUUUUUUUCCAAACUAGGGAGCGAACCAUCUAGUAAGCAUAGUACUCCAAAAAAGGUCAGCUUUCGUAACUGGAUAGAAUCCAGUAAGGCUAAAACAUCAAAUUAUUUGCCUUUUCGAAAAUACAUUGAAAACUACAGACUUAAAAAGAAGUCUAAUAAUUAUGCCCCCAUAAAUUCCAAGACUGCUACAUGUACUAUAAGGGCUACAUUUCCUGAAGCUACAUCAGAUAGUGAUUACAAUUCUCCAAGUGGUACUUCAGAAGAAUCAUGGAAAAUGAAACAGAACUUGAUUUGUGCAUGUGACAAGAAAAUUUUCAUGUUAUCAGAGUCUAUUCAUGACCAUGACCGCAUUGUUGCCAUGAUUAACGAAUUAGGUGGCGUAGUAGCAGAAAAUACAAAAAUGGAAAUGAUGGCAACACAUUUUAUUUCGGUUCUGCCAAAUGAUACAUUUACAGGAAUGAUGGUAUGUGCCUUGGCCACGGGUAAAUGGCUACUUCAUGUCAGCUUUAUAUACGACAGUUUCCGAUGCAAAAAGUUUUUACGUGAAGACAUGUAUGAAUGGUUAAAACAUCCAAAAAUAGUAGAAAUAGAUUCCACAAAUGUUGAAGUUGCAAAAGCAGCAGUAUACUGGCACUUGGAACUUCAAGCCCUCGGUGCCAAAUUUCCCUUUGAAGGGAAACAAAUUGUUUUAAUAAUGAGGAAAAAGUACAGACAAUAUUAUCAAAUGAUUUUCAAAACUUUGAAAGCAAAACCAUUGACAUAUGACCCAAGAACGCCGGGUAGCUGUUGUUCAGCCGAUUACUGUUUCGUUGACAUGAAAAUUAUUGAAAGAGUUAAACUUCGCUUCUUCUUUCAUCACAAUGUACCUGUUUUUCCAUAUCAGUUCAUUUUGGUGUACCUCUUGAAGAAAGGUCGCGUAGAUGACGAACAAAAAUAUAUGCUACAAGACAGCUCAAAAUUUUUAUCAGAGGAUACGAUUUGUUUCCUAAAUAAUACUUUUUAA